AAUAUUAAAAAUUCUCAUUGACAUUUUGUGGUUAUGAUUAUCAGCUGUUACCUGUCAAAUUGGAUUUAACAUAUGAUUUUGUAUAAACAAUUCUGCGUUGCGAAAAUGUUAUCUUCUUAAACCGGACUUUUAAAUCAAAUGAGUAGAAGUUGAAAAGAAAAUGUGUAAUGCUACCAGAGACAUAAUGGAUUGUAUGUUCGAAGUUCGCCGGGAAGUGACUGGAGAACCUGACGAUAUCCCACAAACGGCGGAUCCCGUUUGGAUUUUAGGGAAAAAAUACAAAGCAAUUCAAGAAUUAAAUGCAAUUAGACAAGACAUUGUUUCAAAAUUAUGGUUUACGUAUAGAAGAGAUUUUGUUCCUAUUGGAGGCAGUGAUGGUAGAAUAUCAGAUAAAGGCUGGGGAUGUAUGCUAAGAUGUGGUCAAAUGGUUUUAGGACAAGCCCUCAUAUCUUUACAUUUAGGUCGAGAUUGGUUGUGGGAGCCAGAUAGCAGAGAUAAAACCUACCUUGAAAUCUUAAGAAAGUUUGAAGAUAAUAGGAAAGCACCAUUUUCAAUUCACCAAAUUGCUAGUAUGGGUGUGUCAGAAGGAAAAGAUAUAGGACAGUGGUUUGGACCUAACACAGUGGCACAAGUUUUAAAGAAGUUAAUAAAAUUUGACCAUGGCAAUUCCCUCGUGAUACAUGUAGCUUUAGAUAAUUUAGUCAUUAUAAGUGAAAUAAGAGAUUUAUGUAUAAAUGAUACGUCCAGCGACAUCACAGCUACAAAAUGGAAUCCCCUUCUACUCAUUGUGCCUUUAAGACUAGGGCUAUCAGAAAUAAAUAGCAUUUACGCGGAUGGCUUAAAGAAAUGUUUCCAAUUCAAACAGAGUCUUGGUGUGAUAGGCGGCAAACCGAACGUCGCCCUGUAUUUCAUCGGCUAUGUAGGAAGCGAAGUGAUUUAUUUAGAUCCUCACACUACACAAAAAGCCGGCACAGUGGGCAAUAAAGAGAGCGACGACGAAAAGGAAAUAGACUAUAGUUAUCACUGUAGAUUUGCCUCGAGAAUGAAUAUUUUAAAUAUGGAUCCCUCAGUAGCAGUGUGUUUCUUUUGUAAAACGGAAGCGGACUUCACAGAUCUCUGUCAAAAAGUUAAAGACGAAUUGAUAACUGCGGAAAACCAACCACUAUUCGAAAUCAGCUUCGAAAAACCAGCAGAAUGGCAGCCAAAAUUAGAUUUCAAUAUGGCAGCGCUGACCGAUCAAUCAGACGACCAAGACGAAUUCGAAAUUUUAUAGCUUUACUUUUAAAUCCCCAAUGUAUUAAGCCGCGUCUAGAUACAACGUUUUUCUUUAUGCUUUACCUGUUCAGUGAAAAAAACGGACGGUUUACUUAAAAUGACUCAAGAUGGAAGACUAGAUGGUCUUCCGUUUUAACCGACCGGCAAAACGUAAGGUAAAACGUUACGUCUGUACCGUGCUUUAGAAUCAAAAGACAUUUCUGUGAGUUAUGUGAUUGUAAAUAUUAAAUUAACUAAAUUCUUGAAUUAUUGACCACAGGUAUAUUAAAUUGUUUUGUAUUUUUACCGCCUGUGCUACUUAUUAAUUAUAUGCUUUUUAUAUAUAUUUGUGUUAAAAAACGUAUUUUAAAU
Sitophilus oryzae (rice weevil) is the source of this 1626-nucleotide messenger RNA. Its product is annotated as cysteine protease ATG4B. NCBI's taxonomy places the organism in Eukaryota, Metazoa, Arthropoda, Insecta, Coleoptera, Curculionidae. The record is from RefSeq and is a predicted model, not a curated record. Bases 161 to 1273 code for a protein of 370 amino acids. Gene Ontology annotation, molecular function: protein-phosphatidylethanolamide deconjugating activity. The transcript is spliced from 8 exons.